AUGAAAAGUCUUUGUCUUUAAUUAAAUUAGGUGUAGUAAGUAUUAAUUUUUCAUUGGCUUGAAUAUUUGAAAAUUCUAAAUUUGGUGUAACUUAGUUAUGAGAAUAUUAUUAGUAUUAAGAUGAAUAUUAUUGCUAAUAAUAAUUUUAUCCUUCUGUUGGUAUUAAUACAGGAAUAUAUUUCACAUUUUAAUUACUAUUAUUAAACUAUUAUUAUGAUGAAGCCUAUUGAUUUGUAUUAUCUAAAGUUGGAUAAUUUAUUUGUGACAUUUAUUAUAAGAUUUAAUAUCAAGAAUUAUUGA
Paramecium primaurelia is the source of this 300-nucleotide messenger RNA. Lineage: Eukaryota; Ciliophora; Oligohymenophorea; Peniculida; Parameciidae. The record is from the annotation of a GenBank genome assembly.